UGGACCGAGAGUGGUCGGGAUCUCGGGAUGCUGGACUGCAUAAACGCGGCAACUGUGUUAGCGGUAAUUGACAGCUGCCGAAAAGCAGCAACGGCGGCGGCUGCGAGACUCGCGACGACGCCGAGCGGCGCGCGCGCGCGCGCGGGCGAGCGAACGAGAGAGAGAGAGAGAAAGAGAGAGCGAGCGAGCGCGUGAUAUCACGGGAGAGAGAAAAAUCGCGGCGCGUACGUAGGCGACAUUUCGAACUCGGAAGUGAUAUCUCCGUUCGUCCAUCCGCGCGUCGUCGUCGUCGAGGUCGUUCGGUGGCUACGGAUCGCCCAUCGGAUUGGGUCGUAUCUCGGCGACGCGCGAGAUCCGCUGUGCCGUGCGACAGAGAGACUUCUCUUUAAAGGCCCGGGCGUGUGUUUACAGUUCCGCGCGGCCACGCUUGGCCAUCUCUCGCGUGCUGACGCACGCAUCCAAUUUCCUAAGAAAGAGAGAAAGAGAGAGAAAUAGAAAGAGAGAACAAGGGAGAGGUCUGUCCCUUUCAGCCGCUCUUUCUCGUAUUUUUCAUUCUGACAAAUAGACAAGUGUGCUUGCCUCGUCGCACGGGGAGAGCAGAGAGAAAGCGAGCCUCCAGCUUGCGCCGCGCGAUAAGAGGACCGGUGUUGGAUCUUCGGAUUGCUCGCGGAGUGACUCGAGAUCUCGACGGAGAAGUCGACACGUGGUAACGUUGUUACGUUGCACGAAAACGAUCAGGACCGUGUGUUCGUCGCUGUGAGCUGUAAAAGAAAAGAGCGAGAGAGUAAAUAGAUGAAAGAAAAGCCGUCGAUUACGUUUCAGACAUAAGACUAAAGUAAAUAACGGAACAUCGGUCGUCGUGUGUCCGCCUCAAGUGGGUUUUACGUUUCAACAGUUUCACGGACUCGUGUGACUCGAGACAUAUCGAUCGAAUGGAAAUUGUGCAAGCCACGGGGAAAAGCAACACGACAUUUUAUUCCGACGAUUCCGAGGCGAUCUUUGCAUCACACGGAGGGGAUACUUCUCUCUAGAUUCUGCUGGUGUGCAAAUGACAUCGUGAUCGUUCUCGGUAUGUCGACGUUGAUCCUUUUCGUUUGCUCUUGAUGGAAAAUAUCGCCGUUGACACAAGAGAGGGAAUGAACGAUGCGCUAGUAGAAAAUGCGGCUGAGGGGAACACACCUGUUGUUUCAGACGGCGGCGCGACGAUGUGAGUGAGACGAGAAGAAGAUUCGUCUGGGAAAAGCCCUUCGGCACGGCUCUCGGCUUCGCGAGAGCGUAGUUCGGUUUUCCUCGACCACCCAGAUGUGUGGUCGACUGCGCGAGGAUGUUCGUGCGCUCCUUUCUGUCAACGCGUUGAACGACUUUCGGUUUCCCAGCGGUACUAGCGGCUCUCCGGAGACACCAUGAACCUGGAGCGGCCGACGAUGGACGGCUGCGGGCAACAGCCGCUCUUCUUAGGUAGCACUUCCGGCUGGAGUGGUAUCUCCAGCCCUCAACAGGCAGCCGUGCAGGCUGGUGCACCGUCUGAGCACUACGGUAGACCACUGAGCCUGAGUAUCUGCAUAUCCGAUUCGGGUCACGAGAUACUACGUCCGAAGCCACGACGGCCGAGUGGCGGCAACAGCCGCGAGAUAUACUGUCCUCCUUACUCCAAGGACUUCACCGAGAACUCUCCUAAAAGCGGAGUUCACGAUAUGGUGCAUAUGAUACCGGAAAGGGACACGGACAGCGUGGCACCGACUCCGACGCCGCAGCACCCGCGUCACUCCCAGCAUCAUCAUCUCAGUUUACACGAGCUCCGUGCACUUCAGAGGCGGCCAGAAUGCACCGGCAACAGCUCAUCUGAUGAGAAUCGAUCAUCCGGACACGCGAGUAUGUCAGACACCGGUGGCCACACCAGCAGCAGCUCGCCACCGCAUCGUCACCACAGGUCCCACAGUCCUCAGCAGCUGAACGCCGUGCCCGAGGACGACCGACUCUCGGCGUCAGUUACCCAGAGAAACGGCAAAAGUCGAUCCGGCCAGAGCCGCAACCGGCACCGAGCCACUCCUGCCAAGCUACAAGUACCAUGGUCGGGUUCCGGUCUGGAGGACAUAAAACUGGCGAUUCAGCAGCUGACGAUGCGCUCCCACAAAUCCUCGUCCACGUAUUCCUCGCUGAGCGGCUCGGAAAGCUCGGAGCCGGCGGUGAGGAGGCUGAUGCGACACUCUAGCUUGGAGACGAUCAACACCAAUGUGACCAGCGCUGACGAGUUCGUCUGGGUGGACUCGCACAAUCGUCUGGUCGAGCUGCAGCAGCUACCCUGGACUCAUCACGACGUGCUGCGUGUGCUGCAGAACGGUCGCACGCGGGAGCACAUGGAGCAAGUCUCGAUGGAGACGAUUCCGCGGCUCUCUUAUUUGCUACAACGCGCGCUAGUCAGGAUCGGUCGCGAGACGCAGAGACUGGCGAAGCCCGUGGGUCUCUGCAGCAAGCACGAGGUGUACAGCGCCUUCAAAAUCGUACUCUGCCCGGCGCUGGCGGAUUCUUGCACCAAGGCUUGCCUGCGAGCUGCCGCAAUGUUUGCUGUAUCUGGCGAUCAGCUGAAACAAUCGAAGGCAUCCCGUUCGGGGCUGCAAUUGCCGGUGGGACGUUUCUUACGUUGGAUGUCCGACGUGAGACUUGGGAGAAUGAUACACGAGUACGCGGCGAUAUAUCUGACGGCCGGGAUCGAGAAUCUCCUGGAAGAAAUACUGCUACAAUGUGUGCCGACCGAGCCGCACACGACCCUCACGGCGACGAUGCUGGAGCACGCUAUAGCCAACAGCGGCGACUUAUGGGGCUUGUUGCAGCCGUAUGCGCAUCUCAACGCCGGUCGAACCGCAUCAGGCGCUUUGGCAAUGCCUCGAUGGGCGAGCGUGAGCUCUCUAAACUCGUCGUCGUCGUCGCGCAGCGGGCGAGAUGCGGCGAGCUCGGCUUUGGAACCAUCACUACUUACGACGUGCGUGGGGUCUAUGUCAGAGUUGAUAGAUUUGAUUUCCAAAGUAGCACACGCAGGACGUUGUCCCAUCCCUCUGACAACGAGAGCAUUACACGCUCUGUUUUACUACAUGAGGUGUUCACAGUUGGAACACGGUGAACGCGGCUCUGGAAUACAGGAAUUGGCGUACGAGCGAGCUUACGUGGUGCUGCCACCGUUAGUGGAAUGGCUACGAGUAGCCGCGGCGCACGCGGAGCACAGACACGGUCUCGUCGUGGAUCAAGAUGAUAUUAAUCAAGCUGCCAGAUUACUUUUACCCGGUGUAGACUGCCCUGUUCGUCCAAUAAGCUCCGAAGAGGUCGCAGUGUGCUCAAAACGCAUCGAUGACGCCGAAUACGUUCGCUUGCUGACGAUAGAUAUGGCCUUCAAGAUGUUGACUAGUGGACGAGCAGAUCUUAUCGCCCAGGCGAUGCCAUUGCUGCCUUCGACGAAGAUCAACACGGUAAACGACGUAGGUUUCACAGCUCUGAUGUUGGCGUGCAUCAACGGCGAUGAGUCGGCCGUGACGGCUCUCUUAGACGCCGGGGCGGACUUAAACGUCGAAAGUCCGUCGCCCACGACGAAUGCUCAGUCGUCCAGUACACCUUCAAAGAUUCCUCUGGUAUCUAAUGUGCCAAAUGUCAGAAGCCCGAUCAAUCAGUCGGCAAUGAUGACGCCUAGCAAAGCAGCGCCGAGCGCGAAUCUACCGUCCGGCAGUCCUGGCGGUUCCGUCGGAGCUGUUCCAGGCGGCGGUAUGUGCUACGCGCAAACUGGCUUCAACGCAGAAACGCAACACUGGACCGCGCUGACCUACGCGGCUCUGUUGGGACACUGCAACAUUGCUAGAAUAUUGCUGGAACGAGGUGCCGCAGUAGAAGGCGGCGCGAAGCUCAGCGAGGACAAAUGUACGGUAACGCCGCUGCAAGCGGCCACUGCAUCGGGGAACAAUGAGAUGGUCGCCUUACUGUUGGCACACGGCGCCCAGCCGUUUCUCUCCACUCUCAUCAAGGACUCGUUUUCCUACUCCGGUUCCGCGCAACGCGGUUGUUACAGCGCAAUCUCAGUAGCAACAGCACAUGGCCAGAGAAGCUGCCUUCAUCAACUGCUAUCACAUCCGCUCAAUUUCUCAGCCAAACGAGGAGAAAAAGAGAUAUUGUCUUUGGAGGAGAUACUAGCGGAAGGUAACGCCGGUGCUAAUUCUCAGCAGCAGACCGCAGAAGGAAGAGGAGCUCGUAGAGAAGGCAAGGAACCGGUAUUUAAUAAGGUGCAAACGAAGGCGUUGCAAGAAGCAAUGUAUCAUAGUGCGGAAAGUAAUCAUUUAGAUAUCACGAUGGAACUUCGUGGCCUGAAAAUAGGUUGGACACUGCAUUGUUGGAUGCACAGUCUUGCGACAGCUCACGAAAUGCGACUAGAUUCGGUUAUAGAUCAGCUACUUCAAGAUUUUCUCCAAGUCUGUCCGGAUGAUUAUUCUACGCAAUUCGUGCAGGAAUGUCUGCCGCUUUUAUUCAACAUUUUUAGAUAUAAUAAGAAGGAAGGUACCACACUCUUGCUGGCUGAUAUUUUUUGCACGUGUUUCGGUUGGGAGCCCAUCAAAUCGAUCAGAGACACUACACUAUCGAGCGGAUCAAGAAUCGAUCCGAAAUUCGUGAAUAAUCCCGAAUUGAGCGACGUGCAGUUUAGAGUGGAGGGUCGCGUUUUCUAUGGUCAUAAGAUUGUGCUGGUUACAUCCUCCCCAAGAUUUAGAAAUAUGUUAAGUUCCAAAUUAUGCGAAGGAAAUCCUCCCAUUGUGCAGAUUAACGACAUAAGAUAUCAUAUAUUUCAGAUGGUCAUGGAAUUUCUUUACCACGGUGGUUGCGCCACUUUGGAAGUUAAUCAAAGUGACGUCUUAGAAUUAAUGGCAGCGGCCAAUUUCUUCCAACUCGACGGUUUGCUCAGAUACUGUGAGGCGCAAUGUUCCACAAUGGUGGAUCUCGAUAAUAUUGUUUCCAUGUAUAUUCACGCAAAGGUAUACAACGCCGCGCAGCUCUUAGAGUACUGUCAAGGAUUUUUAUUACAAAACAUGGUGGCCCUUCUCACGUAUGACGAUUCAGUUAAGCGCUUACUGUUCGCAAAGAAGUUACCUAAUCACGAUGUUCUGGCGGGUCUACUGCUCACUCUACAAUCACGAAUAAAAGCCAGACGAUCUCAGCAACAAAACAAGAUCAAAGCAUAGACUCGCUACACGUAGACUUCUACAUCAUACAGUAUGUUUAUUCUAAGACUUUGCGCGCGCGUAUAAAUCUAUCGUUGUAUCAUGAUAAUUUUAAUCAAUGUAACAAUUCUGAGUUGUUAGGAAAACAAAUUUAUAUUUGUACAUUGUAUAUGUUUAAGGUACGAACAUUUUAUAAAGUAUACACGUGCUAUAUCUCUAAGCGAUAAGGAACAAAAAUUAUUAGGCUCACGAGAAUCACUGCCCUUUACAAAGUAAUUUCUGUAAAUAAGAGCGCACGUAUUGUUAGUAUAAAUCUAAAAAAUGUUCUACAAACAUUAAUUUUUCACAUACAUUCGUCGUAGAUAUCUUUUUUCGCUAUUAAAUCAACAUUCUAGCUGUGUUUCAAAAUUAUUGGCAGUUCUGAAAAUCUAUAAUAUAUAUAAUAUGAAUAUUAUAUAGAUAUUAUAUAAUAUAUACUAUAGAUUUUCAACACUGAUAAUAAAUAUUGAAAUGCAACCUCUGAAAUAAGUCUAGAAACACACAUUCAUAUGUAUAUAUUCCACUACAAAGAUAAGUUUUAUACGCUAUGUACAAGCUUUGUAACAAAAGUUUCGUUAUUGCAUAUAAAAAUAAUAAAAUGUUUAAACUGCAACGUUUACAUGAAAUUGUUAACAGUACAUGAAUCGUUUAUUAUGUUGAGACAGAUCUAGAGUUCUAAAACAUUUUAGAUUUUAAUAACAUCUAACGUAUAUCGCUAUUAGCAAUUAUGGUUCUUACCAGUUUUAAAAUAAAUGAUUUGUAGCGCGAAAAUUGUACUAUAAAAGGCGUUCUCGACACUAUUUUUCUACUAGCAUAUAUAGCAUCGAGAUUCGAUAAAAAUAGGUAUCCCUAAUCUUGUAUCGUAUAUUCUUUUUUUAUACUUUUUGACGUAAUUUUAUAUUAAUCAUAUGAUACGUAUGGGGUAUAAAAAAAUUUUAUUUGGAAAGAACAGAACAUAAUUUUUAAUGUCUAAUAUUAAUUUAGCACAUAUAAAUCAACAACAGAUACAUAAUAAAGCUAUUAUCAUUGACAUCAAGUGCAGGUAUUGAUAUCAAUGCCAUCGUAUUAUUUAUUUAAGUGAUGUUAAUGAUUAGUUGUAUAUACAAUAUUCAGGUUAUAACCUUAAUUAUAUGUUGGAUUUUUAGCAUCCGGAAUGCCUAAAAUAAUCAUGUAAGAAUCGAAUAGUUGUAAGAAAAUGGCUGUCUCAAUCGAGUAAAUUUGUCCUCCAUCUCAUACCUACUAAUAUAUAAUCUUAAAUAAGCGUCGUCUCUUUAAUUAUGAAGUUUAUUCAUAAUUAUGAAGAAGCAUUGUGAUUAAUUAAACUCGCGAUAAUAUCCCAAAUCUUAAAGAAAAGAUCCAGACAUUAAGACAAUUGUUAUUUCAUACUGAUGCAACAUAUAUGACAGCUGUCUCGUGUAAUUUAUUGAAAUACAUAAAAAAUAUAGUACGAAAA
Odontomachus brunneus is the source of this 6681-nucleotide messenger RNA. Its product is annotated as ankyrin repeat and BTB/POZ domain-containing protein 2. Lineage: Eukaryota; Metazoa; Arthropoda; Insecta; Hymenoptera; Formicidae. The record is from RefSeq and is a predicted model, not a curated record. The transcript is spliced from 14 exons. Gene Ontology annotation, molecular function: protein heterodimerization activity. Bases 1404 to 5210 code for a protein of 1268 amino acids.